GUCCGGAGGUGUAUCAUUGGUCAAUAAAUCAUACCGAAUGACACUGGCCGAAGCUGCUCUAAGACCUGCUGAUAAAUUAUUAUCUCCGUCAGCAUUGACCGGAGACUCCCUGUGAAAAGAUAAAAGUCGAAGAACGAAUCAAGGAAGGUAGAGCGAGGAGGAGCAUCCGCUUGCGUUCGAGGAUGUAAAUAGGCGGCUACCGAGAAGCGGAUCGGUUCCAUUCUUCUUCUUUUUUUUGUUCGAGGGGGAAAUCCACGAGGUCACGCGUCAAUAUCCCUGAGAUCAUCGUCAGUUAGUCUUCUGGUCCGGAAACUAUCGACACACAUUCAUCAUGGGGAAAGGUACAAAGGAACAAGCAGCUGCGGACAAUCCAAUGCAGGAGUUCAGUAGCAGCACAAAAAUAGCCUCUGUCGUCAUUGGCGAAUACAACGAGAAAGAUGAACUCUACAACCCUUUCGAGCACCGUGAUAAAAGACAUGCCAACUCCGAUAUUGGUGCUUUGGCCCAUCUAUUGAAAUCGUCCCUGGGCACAGGUAUCCUCGCGAUGCCGUACGCGAUCAAAAACGGCGGGCUUUUGUUCGGCGGUAUCUGGACGUUAAUAAUCGGGUUCAUAUGCGCCCAUUGUGUUCACAUACUUGUCCGUUCGUCCCACGUGCUCUGCAGGCGAACGAAAACACCGCGGAUGACGUACGCGGAGACCGCGGAAGCAGCGUUUCUUUGUGGACCGAAACCAAUCCGGCCAUUUGCGAACGCCAGUCGAAUAUUUGUAAAUGCCGCAUUGUGUGCGACGUAUGUGGGUGGCGCAUGCGUGUACGUGGUCUUCAUAGCGACCUCGAUUCAUCAGGUGGCGAAUUAUUACAGCGGUAUGGAUAUAUCGCUUCGCCUUUACAUACUCGCGUUGAUACCAGCGGUCGUGCUUUUGGGCCAGGUACGAAAUCUGAAGUACAUGGUUCCGGUGUCCAUGAUCGCCAAUAUGUGCAUGAUGGUCGGCUUCGUGAUAACGCUGUACUACAUCUUUAGCGGUCUCCAAAACACCGUCCACGUGAAAUUAUUCUCGUCAGUCACGCAGUUACCGACGUUUUUCGCGACAGUGAUAUUUGCGAUUGAAGGCAUCGGCGUUGUGAUGCCUGUGGAGAAUACCAUGAGAAAUCCGGAUCACUUCCUUGGAUGUCCUGGUGUCCUUAACAUUACGAUGUCGAUAGUGGUGUCCCUUUAUGCUAUAUUGGGUGUGUUCGGUUACAUGACGUACGGAGAAAUCUUAUCGGGCAGCAUCACAUUGAAUCUGCCUAUAAGCGACGUUUUGGGACAAAUAGUUAAAAUACUUAUCGCUUUAGCGGUUCUGUUCACUUAUGGACUCCAGUAUUUCGUACCAUUGGAAAUCAUGUGGGAGUCUAUGAAGGACAAAUGCAGUCACAAAUAUCAAGGCAUAUGUGAAACUCUAAUGAGGGUGUUCAUGGUCCUUUUCACAGUUGUCGUGGCGUUGCUAGUCCCGAAUCUGGAACCAUUUAUUUCUCUGGUCGGUGCAGUGUUUUUCUCCGUUCUCGGGAUCAGCAUCCCAGCGAUCGUGGAAACAAUUUCGUGCUGGGAGGGCCACCUGGGCGCCUACAAAUGGCGGCUCUGGAAGAACUGUAUGCUUCUGUUGUUUUCGAUGUUCGCGCUGAUAUUCGGCACGUGGACGUCCAUAGUGAACAUAAUUGACAGUUAUCGUUAA
Molecule: messenger RNA, 1711 nt
Organism: Dufourea novaeangliae
Lineage: Eukaryota; Metazoa; Arthropoda; Insecta; Hymenoptera; Halictidae
Product: proton-coupled amino acid transporter 4-like
Exons: 8
Coding region: 332-1711 (459 amino acids)
Biological process (GO): amino acid transmembrane transport
Cellular component (GO): vacuolar membrane
Molecular function (GO): amino acid transmembrane transporter activity
Source: RefSeq, a predicted model, not a curated record